UGCCACGUGAGCAGUGCCACAUUAACAACAGUGCCACAUCAGCAGUGCCACGUCAGCAGCGCCACAUCAGCAACAUGACGGGCCCAACUCUGGGCAGGCCAGGCCAACUGGCCAACGAGUCUAUUGCCGACUACAAACAACGGUUCCAGACUCAUCUCGCAUUGAUCGAGGGUGAGGAACAGUGCCAGCUGGCAGCCGAGGCUGCCCGCCUGCAGGCUGAAGCAGCAGCAACAACUGAGAAGCAGCGGCUUCAGGCCGAAGCAGAUGCAGAUACCCAGGCACGCUGCAAGGAAGCCCAGGAUCUGCUGCAGCGGCAUGAAACCACCAGCAUUGAAAGGCUCAAGUUUUGGCACUUCGAAUCAUCAGAGGAGCACGAUGACGCAACACCGGAGGAGCAGCAUAAGGAAUUCAUGGCCAAGCUCAUGACCAGGUUGGUUUACACCUGUAACCACCUGCAGUCCGAGCUGGCGAAUCUCCAGCGGGCCGUGCGGAACCACAAGGCUCAGCACGAGGAUGCAGCACGGGCACUUGAUUCCCGUGUACAGGACUUGGAGCAAACUGCACCAAGACCGGAGGCUGGUGAGUCCAACAGUGCACCCUCAACCUGCCAACUGGAGGCACGCGUCGAUCACGUAGUGGCAAUGCUAAGAGAUAUUAGCACCUUCGCAGCGCCAGCCACCAUCAGCCAGCAGUUGGACACACUGAAGACCGAGAUCAGGCAGCGACAACAGCCGUCUGACCCCGAUCGCAGCACCAGCACGGCGAAGCAUUACAAGAUGCCGACGUUCCGGAUCGAGAAGCUUUAUGAUUACACACAUCAAGACCCGGUCUUCGACCUACACAAGAAGGUCUCCUGGGAGGAUCUGACAAAGGAAUGGAAGAAGCGGUUCAUAGUUGACGACGCCCCGGCGCUCGGCAUCAACCGCAUCUUCACGAUGGCUCAAGGAAACACAGCGACACGUGAUUGGCUCACGGAUUGGCAGAAGAUCGUGGCGACGCCCGAUCUGGACUUACCAUUUCCGCAUCUGCGCCGGGAGUUCUACAACCGGUCAUGCGCCGCUUUGAGGCUCGCACUUGGUGAUCGCGAGCACUACAACACCUUCGCUGAAAUCAUCAACAAGGCAAGGGAGAUCAUCAAGACAAACAGGGCAGCUGCACAUGAGAAAUCAGCAUGGCAGCCAACCUAUGUGGAGAAGGUGAAAACUGGUCCGCGACCACAGCAGUUCGCUGCACUCCAAACAGACAACAUUGUGGAAGACCCGGCAGCCACCCAAGCGUCACAUCGGAGAGGCGACCUGCAGCGUUUUGAUCGAUUGCGGAGCAUCUCGCAACUACAUGAGCCAAGACUUAUGGUACGCGCCGGCCUUGACCCACGCGUCCGGAGGAAGUCCCAGCCUACGCAAGUCACGUUGGCAGACGGUUACACGCACAAGUCAAUAGACCGGUGCAUAGAUGACGUCCCCGUGUACUUUGCCCCGCACGCAAGCGAGGCGGUGUCCUUCGAUAUCUUGGACACCAAAUUCGACAUGAUCUUGGGCAUGUCAUGGUUGCGAAGCGAGGAUCACCCGGUGAACUUGUACCGCCGCACCGUUCACAUUCGUGAUCGGAACGGAGUACUAGUCCCAUGCACGGUAGCUCCUCCUCACCCUUCGAUCAGCUGCCACGUGGUGUCCGCCGCAAGCAUGCGAGCUUCCAUCAUCAGAGACGACAUCGAGGAGAUGGGGGUGUGUUUUCUCCACGCCCUUCCGCCCCAUGACGCUUCAUCGACGGACUCAUCUUCAAACCCACGCAUCACCGAGCUUCUCGACGCCUACGGCGACGUGUUCGAAGGCCCGCACAGAGUAGUACCGGAUCGGCUCAUCUUCCACGAGAUCAUCCUCGAGGAUGGGGUCGUACCUCCGCGCGGUUGCAUCUACCGAAUGAGCGAGGAAGAGUUAAGUGUGCCACGGGCACAAAUCGACGACCUUCUGGAGAAAGGCUGGAUUCGGCCUAGCUCAUCGCCAUACGGUGCUCCUGUUCUCUUCGUCCGGAAGAAGAACAAGGAUUUGCGGUUGUACAUCGAUUAUCGCAAGCUCAACGCGCAAACGAUCAGAAACGCCGACCCUCUUCCGCGCAUCGACGACCUUCUGGAACGACUGGGCGGCGCCAAGUUCUUCUCCAAGCUUGACCUCAAGUCGGGAUAUCACCAACUCGAGAUUCGGCAGGAGGAGCGCUACAAGACCGCGUUUAAGACGCGAUAUUGGCAUUUUGAAUGGUUAUGCCAUUUGGCCUUACGAAUGCCACGGCCACUUUCCAAGCGGCUAUGACAACGGAGUUCCGAUACAUGCUGGAUCGAUUCGUACUUAUCUACCUCGACGACAUCCUGGUGUACAGUCGGAGUUUGGACGAGC
Molecule: messenger RNA, 2390 nt
Organism: Chara braunii
Lineage: Eukaryota; Viridiplantae; Streptophyta; Charophyceae; Charales; Characeae
Source: the annotation of a GenBank genome assembly